Molecule: messenger RNA, 1995 nt
Organism: Alternaria burnsii
Lineage: Eukaryota; Fungi; Ascomycota; Dothideomycetes; Pleosporales; Pleosporaceae
Product: cytochrome p450 protein
Exons: 2
Coding region: 1-1995 (664 amino acids)
Molecular function (GO): iron ion binding; oxidoreductase activity, acting on paired donors, with incorporation or reduction of molecular oxygen; heme binding
Source: RefSeq, a predicted model, not a curated record
AUGGGUUCCCUCAGGACUCUGUUCCUGAGCGUAUAUGCCUCGAAUGGCAUUAUAAGGACGUUGUUUCUACCAUUAUGCUACCUCACACUAUUCAGUCCAUUCAUACUCGUUCUAGCUUGGUACUUUGGUCUUGGUCAAACUCUUGAAAAAGCUAUACCCGAAGACUUCUCCUGGUUCGAUCUGUUACCUACGUUUGCGAUUUCGGCGGUCUUCGUGUUAUUACCUACGAGGCUGCUAUCAAGUUCGGGAAAAGUUGUCAAAAGCCAAGAUGGGAAGAGACGGGUACAAUCGCUGCCAUACUGGAUCCCGGGUGUACGUCAUCUUUGGAGCAUUAUUUUUGGAGGCGAGGAGUGGUUGAACGGCGUCCGGGAUUCUGCAACUGCAAGCAUACUGGCAUACCAGGCAGCUGGGACCAAACAUAACAUCCUGCUUUCAGAUUCCUUGCUUGGCCAGAUCUAUAAGAACUUGCAUAGUUUGGAGCUGCCAGACAGCAGCCAACUCGCUAUUCUUCGAAACACUUUCAACCUCCCGAAAGUAAUGGAGAGCCAUUAUCUUGAGAUUCAGAACGAAAUCAAUCAGGUCGUGGAGACGGAGCUAUACAAAGGUGUGGCCGAGGAAGGUUUGAUCAAAGCAUCGCUGCGCAUAUUAACCGAAUCGCUUCCGGACUUCGUUACAUUCAACUCAUCUAUUGUCGACCAGAUGCAAUGGGAGCGCGUCUCCAACGUGGAACUUACGGAUGGCACCUCUGAGGCCGAAUGUGAUCUGUUCACACUGCUCAACGAAUUUUGUUGCAAUGCUAUUUUACCCCCAAUCGUCGGAGCACAGUUUACAGAGUCUUACCAACUGCUUGCUACUGAUCUGGCAAGCUGCAACGAACGAUUUUGGGCUCUCGCUCUCGGGUUACCGCGAUUGACGCCUGUUCAGGGCUUGCCGGGAGCAGCUCUGGCAAGAAAGAGAUUGCUGAAGAACUUUGCGAAUCUGUUUACAGAGUUGACACAUCCACCAGUAAGGAGGGUGCCAGACGAUGACGAGAGCGUGAGCGGAGAGGAAGACACGGACGCUGACGUAGUCACUCCCCUUAUGAAGCUUAACGAGCUAUUUACCAAACACGAACUACCAGCCGAGUUACGAGCUUCUAUUGGUCUCCAUCUAGUACAUGGUAUCUACUCAGACGUCAUACCACUUGUAUUUUGGACAGUUCUUCACAUCUACUCGUCAUCCAAGGCGCAAGACGUAAAGGCUCCAGAAGGGUCACCUCUCGAGAAUAUCAAAGCAGAAUCCAAGGCCUGGGCUCAAGCUGUACAACCCCCAUCAAUACAUCCGUCUUUUCCGGCACCACCGGAAAUUCGCUUCGGCUCAGUGAAGGAAGCGCUGACGUCAAGUUCUCUGCCUUAUCUUCGCUCAUGCAUCAACGAAGCUCGACGUCUACAUACCUGUUCCGCCAGCACAUACAGAGUCAAGAAGUCACUCCAUCUACAGGAGGACGGUCCUGGUGGGAAGGAGCAAUGGGAACUAGAAACGGGUACAUAUAUCGACAUGGGUCUCUCUCAAUCACUCAUAAACUCGUCGUCAGCAUUUCAUGCCUCCCCAGAAACGUUUCGACCCAACCGCUUUCUCAACACUCCCCCCUCAUCGUCUGUCUUAUCGCCUGCCUAUAGCUCUCAGUCCUACAAGACCGAUCUCAUCAUCUCUAUCGUAUCAGGUGUCACCCAACUUUGGGAAAUUGCGCCUGCGCCAAAGAAGAGCUUCUUUGAUCACAUCCAAGAAGCAGGUAAUGAAGCGUCAUUUGGUGCCGAGGCCCUUACUGCGGAGCAAAAGGCUGCUAAAGAGGUAGCGAAUCGGGAGAAAGAGGAUGCUAAGAGGAAAGAGGCCAGGUGGGUAUUUCCAAAAGCGGUUGAUGGAGCGGUCACAAGGGUUCCCAAGGGGGAUAUCCGGGUCAGGAUCAGAAGAAGGGAGGGGUUGCCUACUAGCAAGGUUGUGCGGAGGAUUGGUUAG